AUGGGUGAACUUGAAACUGGUAGGGGUUUGAAUCAAGAACUUUGUCUUGCAAGAGCUGCCGAUACUCAUUGGGGUUCGCACUACAAAUCUUUUAAGAACUUUAUUUCUAUGUUUGGAUCAAUUAUUGAUGUUCUUGAUACUAUUGUUGUUGAUGCGAGGACUUUAGAAGAAAGAGCUAAGGCAAAGGGAUAUCUUAGCACUUGUCAAACGUUUGAGGUUGCUUUCAUGUUGCACCUAAUGAGAGAUGUUUUGGGGAUCACAAAUAAGCUUAAUACAUCCUCACAAAAAAAGGAGCAAGAUAGUGCAAAUGCUAUUCUACUUGUUGAAGUGGCAAAGAAACAAUCUCGACGUAAAGUUGUUGAUCAUACUAUUUUACAUCACUAUCGUGUUGAUAUAUUUUUUAAGAUUAUUGAUUGGAAAGUUCAAGAACUCAAUGCUCGUUUUAAUGAGGUGACAACGAAAUUGCUUGUUGGAGUAGCUUGCUUAAAUCCAGUUGAUUCGUUUUCCAGUUUUGACAUAAACAAGAUAUUGAUGAUGGUUGAAUUAUAUCCUGACAAUUUUGAUGAGAAUAUAAUGGUUACGCUCAAGAAUCAACUUGAAACUUAUAUUGUUGAUAUUCGUGAUGUUGAUGAAAGGUUCUCAAAUCUACAAGGACUUGUUGAUCUUUCUGAAACACUAGUUAAGACAAAGAAGCAUUUGAAUUAUCCAUUUGUGUUUCGCCUUGUAAAAUUUGCUUUGCUUUUACCAGUUGUCACUGGUACAGUUGAAAGAACUUUUUCGGCGAUGAAGUUGAUCAAGAGUGAAUUGCGAAACCGAAUGAAUGACGAAUUCAUGAGCGGUUGUUUGGUAGCUCCCCAAUUCCAGACUCCAGUGGUUCAGCCAGUUAGAGCAGUUCAGUCGGGUGUGGUAGCUCAGACCGGUGAUGGAGCAACUAU
Nicotiana tabacum (common tobacco) is the source of this 935-nucleotide messenger RNA. Lineage: Eukaryota; Viridiplantae; Streptophyta; Magnoliopsida; Solanales; Solanaceae. The record is from RefSeq and is a predicted model, not a curated record.